Messenger RNA from Fragaria vesca subsp. vesca, 2274 nucleotides. RefSeq names its product protein Jade-1-like. Lineage: Eukaryota; Viridiplantae; Streptophyta; Magnoliopsida; Rosales; Rosaceae. Gene Ontology annotation, biological process: regulation of transcription by RNA polymerase II. The record is from RefSeq and is a predicted model, not a curated record. The transcript is spliced from 3 exons. Bases 1 to 1041 code for a protein of 346 amino acids.
AUGGAUCCCCUAUCCCACGGCUUCCCUCCUCUCAAAAGAUCAAGAAAAAUUUUGAAGAAAUAUCGAGGAUAUUUCGGAUAUUUUACUCCUUGCAAAAAUUCAGACUUACGCAGCAACACAUACACAACCACCACUGAAGACGUCGUUUCGCCCAUUCUUCCGGCGAAGAAGCGAAAGGAGACUAGAGACCAACCCAUUCCCCCUGACCCAACUCCCGCCGCCUUCGCCGUCAACACCUAUUCGUUGCCGGCGAAGAAGCGUAUCUGGGCGCUUCCGCCGGAUUUAGUAACCCCCGAGAAGCCGGUUCCGGAGUUGGAUUUGAAUCAUGAGUACAAGGCGGAGGCGGAGGCUGCCACGGAGAAAGUUGAAGAAUGCACGGAAGGUGUUUGUGAAAAUGCCUCAGAGAAGAGCCCGGAAGAUUCGGGCGUCGAGGAGGAGUGUGAUGAUGAAGAUGAGGAUGGGAUUGUUUGUAAUGUUUGUAAGAGCUCAGAUGGAGAUCCGUCGGAUCCGAUUGUGUUCUGUGACAGGUGUGAUCUGAUGGUUCAUGCCACCUGCUAUGGUAAUCCCCUUGUGAAGGGUAUUCCAGAGGGAGAUUGGUUCUUCUCGCAAUGCUCUGGUUCUUCUGAGGCUUCGCGGGGUGAUGAGUCUUUGAAUUGCUGUCUUUGCCCCGGCAAAGGUGGGGCAAUGAAACCGACUGGAGAUGGGCGGUGGGCGCAUAUUGUGUGCGCGCUUUAUGUUCCUGAGGUGUUCUUUAAGGACCCGGAAGGCCGAGAGGGGAUUGACUGCUCCAAGGUUCCCAAGAGGAGGUGGAAAGAGAGGUGUUAUGUUUGCAAGAGCGAAAGCGGGUGUGCUAUUCAGUGUUCGGAGAUCAAAUGCCCUUUGGCGUUUCAUGCGACUUGUGGGUUGAAUGAAGAUCUUUGUAUAGAGUACAGGGAAGGAAGGAAGGGUGAUAUUGUAGCUGGGUUUUGUAGAACCCACACUGAUCUGUGGGAAAAGCAACAAGAAUCUGGGAAGUUCAAGAUUGUGGCUAGAAAGGACUAAAGUGCAUAAGAAGUAGUUAGAUGGUGAUGGAUUAACUAUAGGUCUUUGUGGGAUGGUAUGCAUGGACCUGCUGGUUAGUGUUUGAUCAUUGUUUUCGUUUUUGUGGAAUUACUGGUUGCUUUUGUUUUUAGAUAUUUCAUUUUUGAAAUAGGUAUUACCUUGUUUUGGUUCCUGUUAAGACUUUAGCUUUGAGCUGAUCUUAAUGAUACAGUAAUUCAAUUUAUGUAGUAAGAAUGUGUUCUCACCAUCAAUUUACAACCAGUGUCAAUUUCUCCCUCCAAAUAAUAAGGCAUUUGAUCUGCACUUUUGCUUGUGAGGUUAUACUUCAAUCAGUGUAUUCCUCUGGCUGGGUUCUUGUCAUCAGUGGGAGAUUGAAUACUUGGUAUAAGCUUUUUGAAUACAUUUUUUAGAUGAAAAAUUAAAUUUUCUGUGAAAUUGUUUUGGCUAUGAGUUCAUAGUGGGAGUCUGAGAAGCUUGUUUUGGUCUACUUGUAAUUUUAUUUGGUUUGGGAAUUUGGGGAGCACUACCCCUUCUUAGUUCUUACUGACUGCUUAGUUCACCAUUAGGUAGUAGAUAGAAGAUAAAAAAAAAAGGCAUUCUUCAAUUUUUGAACCGUGUACCUGGUAUGAUUGAUUAUAAUCAUUCAUUAAUUUGUGACCAUGAUGCAUAAAUAAACCUGAAAGGUUGGUGGAACCUCUUGAUGCAUAUCAUUUGUAUUUGAUCAACUUAUGAUUCUUUGUUUGUAGGCAGUAAUCACUAAAAGUCUAAAACCAUGGAUAUAUAACAAAAUAAGUGAUAACAUUAAAAUCAAAACAUGCUAUUAAAAUAACAUUAAAUUUGACACAAAUUUUGACACCGUUUAUUCGUCAUUAGAUUUUAAAAUAAUGAACGGUCAAGAUCAAUUUCAAAUAUAAUGUCAACAAAUAACUAAUUGAGAUGACAAGUGACGUGGCAUUAUCUAAUUUCAUAACAAAUCAAAUAAAAAAAUCAGAUUAAAAUCUAGAAACCAAAAUUUAGUUUGUACGAUUAAAAGAAAAAGAAAAAGAAGAUGGCCGAUCAAAAACAAAGAAAAAAGAGGAAGAACAACAGAAGACCAAAGAAGAACACAGACGAAAGAAAAAAGCACAGCCGAUAGAAAGAAGAAAUUAAAGACUACCAUGCCUACAGUAUAAAUGGUUGGCUUAAUUAUUGUCUAAUACUCUAAUCCCUUCAAAUGAUAUUAUACUUUCUAUA